CUUGGGGGGUACGGGAACCCAGCUGGUGGUCUGGGUCUUUGGACAAGAAUGGCGUCUAGAUUUGGAAUUGAAGGUGCUCCAGUGGUAUUCAGUCUGCCUCACCUGGUCUGGGAGGCCCAAUAGGCUGCGGGUCUUUCUGAAUGGAACCAUGCGCAGUGAGGCCUCUUUUGCAAACGUCACCGCACUUCAGCAUUUGGGUCAGAAUGGGACCCUAACUCUGGGGAUGUCACACUAUGUGGACGCCAGUGGUGCCGUCAAAGUGGAGAAGGGGAAUAAUCUCAUCGGAGCCAUCGGUCAGUUCAGAAUGUGGUCCAGCGAAUGGAACGAGGAGGAGCUGAGGAGGCGAACGUGCGCGGAUGGAGAUGUUGUGAGCUGGGACCGGCGCGACUGGAAACACGACUGCCCCCUUGAGAAAGACCCCGGCCUGCACUGUGCAUGGUCUUUCUUCAAAGUCAAAAUGCAGACGUCCCUCAGAAAGAGAAGACAGUCAGGAAAUUGUUCUGCAUCAAUGACAAAUGUCACCAGACAAUGGUUCAAGACUAUUUUCCCACUAGGCAUUUCUAUUAGCAACAUAUCUGUGGACUCACCUGUCAGUCCGAAAUGCAGUGUGCAACUACUUCAGAAAUCAAGAGCUGUGUCCGCUACUGCUUGUAACAAAUGUUUUAGCUCAGAAGUUACGAUCACGGUGGAUCCCGCUGAUAGUGUCGAAGUGGUUCAGGAUUAUGUUGCCACACGGCUGAGUUGGACCUUCUCCACUGACACACUCAUCCUGACGGCGGAACACAACAGCAUCCGCGUGCUGCCUGUGGAAUCAUCAUCACCCGUCGUGACAUCUGCACCACCCACUGUGACUUUGCCCGGUACAACCCAAAGGGUUCCCGAGCAAGUCGCUAACAUGUCCACAACAGGAAAUCCUUUGUUCGUCAAUGUGAGUGCAGAUGUGUUUCUGAGGGCCAAACUCAAAUUGGAUUUCAUCGGGAAUGCCUCAAAACCAGAGGAAAUGAUUGAGCAGUGGUUAAAAAAAAAGCUGGAAGCGAAGGGCACUUCGCUCGUAUGGAACGUCCUCAUAGUGGAAGGUGCCUGGAGGAACGCAAAGAGACUUAAUAUCCAGACGCGUUUCCAUGAGCAACACAAACAGUACACGUGUGACUUCCAUGUUCAAGAUUACAGCAUGAAGCACAUUGAGGAAAUUAAAUAUUUCAUCAACACUACCUUGACGCCCCAGUACACAAACGACUCCAGUGUCAUUCAAACUAUAAAUAUGAGGCUCAAACAAAUAUUUCCUCAAAAUUGUUUCGAAGAAUUGUCAGUGACAAUCUACGGAAAAUACUUUUGGCCUGAAACCUUUCCUCAAGUUAAUCAGACCAUGAGAUGCAGUAAGCCAAGCUCCAAGGAAGCCUUCAGACUUUGUGAAUUGCACCUUGAAAAUGACACGACCAGCUGGGCCCAGCCGGACAUGACAAAUUGCAGUCCAAUUGAGUCCAUUUCAGAACUUGAAAAUAUCACUGUCACCACCGAUAAUGCCGCUGAAGUGGUGGACUUAAUCCAGAACCUGGUCAACUCCACGUUGGGCAACGCCACACAGCUUCCGCAUACCGAGCUCAAUACGGUGGUGGAGAAACUCAACCAGGUGGUCAACGUCACCACAGUCACGCCGGCGCUCGGCGGCAACAUCGUUCGCGUUUUCUCUGACAUCUUGAUUUCCGACACGGACGUGGUCCCGGUGGCUGCUAGUAUCCUGAACCUGACGGAUAAAAUGGGCAACACGAUGGAGUUACAGAAUGAUUUGCUAAGUCUGACCGCCCCUUCGCUGGCUCUGUCCAUGAUUGACGUGGCUGCCGAGGGAUUUAAUGGCCUCACAUUCAGAGCAGUGUCCAUUUCUUCAUUCCAGGAGCCUAAUGUACUUGUCAACCAAAGUUUUGAGGGCAAACCAAUCCCGGAUGCCAAUGCGACCAUAUCCCUGCCGUCUACUCUGCACAACUUUCUUCCACCUGGACAGAGAAAUAAAACCCGGGUCCAGUUUCAGUUCUAUGGAACACAAGACCUCUUCCAGGGCCCCCAAACUGCCAACGCAACGACGCACAGCGACUUGAUGUUGAACUCUUACAUUGUGUCCGCAAGCAUCAACGGCAGCCACGUUAGCAACCUGAGUGAUGGCGAGAGGGUGGUGAUCACGCUACGUCAUCGCAAAGCCAAACAAAAUGGCGACAGGGUGCAGUGUGUGUUUUGGGAUUUCAAUGACAAUGGUGGGCUGGGUGGAUGGAGCAGUCUCGGUUGUGAAACUUGGACUCUUUCGCCUUAUCAAACCAGAUGUCUGUGUGAGCACCUCACACAUUUUGCUGUGCUGCUGGAUGUUUCCAGAACUCCCAUAAGUGAGAGUGACAGUCACAUUUUAAACGUGCUCUCAUACAUUGGUUGCGGUAUUUCCGCCCUCUUCUUGGGGAUCACUCUCCUCACUUACCUUGCUUUUGAAAAGCUUCGCCGUGACUACCCGUCGAAAAUUCUCAUCAACUUGUCGGCCGCCCUGCUGGGACUGAGCUUGCUUUUCCUGCUGGACUCGUGGCUCUCGUCUUUUAACAACUACAGCUUGUGUAUCGUCACCGCCGCCACACUGCACUACUUCCUGCUGGCCUCUUUCACCUGGAUGGCCCUGGAGGCCGUCCACAUGCACUUUGCCCUGGUCAAGGUCUUCAACACAUACGUGCCUGCGUACAUCCUCAAGUUCUGCGCUGUCGGGUGGGGCGUUCCUCUGGCCAUUGUCUGCUUGGUGCUGGCCAUAGAUAAAGACGCCUAUGGGAACACUCAGGAUACAGCAGUUGCAGCAAAGAGUAAAAUUCCCAACGAAUUCUGCUGGCUUCAGAACAACAUCUUCUUCUACGUGACGGUGGUGGCCUUCGUCCUCCUGGUCCUGUUGUGCAACGCAACCAUCUUCGUGGUGGUUCUAAUUCAGAUCCGCAAGAUGGCCGCCAACAAAAAGGCGUCGACCAGCAGUCGCAGCACCAUGCAGGACUUGAGGGCGGUGGCCAGCCUCACCGUUCUGCUGGGUCUCACUUGGUUCGUGGGCUUCUUCACCUUUGGACAAGGCAAAGUGGCCAUGAUGUACCUGUUCACCAUCUUCAACACGCUGCAGGGGUUCUUCAUUUUUCUCUUCCACUGCCUGAUGAAAGAAAACGUGCGGGAACAAUGGCGAAUCCAUUUGUGUUGCGGUGCUUUAAGACUCGCUGACCGUUCAGACUGGAGUGCGACAACGGGCGGUCACCGCAGGAAAGAGAAUAUCAUUAACUCCAGCUCCACUGUCAAAACCUCACUCAGGAACACUUCUGAGUCUGACUCUUGCAUGGAAAACCAGAAGGGGACUUAAGAACCCCCCCCACUAAGGUUUGACUCAAUGCCUUAAACUUGCUUUGCCGUGGGGAAUUGUCCAAUUUCACGUAAUUGUUUCAAAAUUAACAGCUACAGUCGUGCCUUGAGAUACAAGCUGAAUUCAUUCUGUGAACACACUCCUAACUUAAAACACUCAUAUACUUGAAGGGCUGUAAUAAUAUCGAAACAAAUAUUUAGCCCGUCCAUGGCGUUUUCCAUUAGGUGUUAGCAUUAGCAUUAAGGUGGCAGACUUACAGGGCAUUUUCUUUACAAAAUGAUGUUCUAUGGAGCCCCCCUAGUCCAAACAUGGCAUUCUGAUUAAAUUUGUGUUUGUGUAAUAUGAGUUAAGUGGUAAAAUACACCGUUCUUUGUGUUAAUAUCAGGGGGCGGCCAUUUUGCCACUUUCUGUUGACUGAAAAUGACAUCACAGUUGAUCAAGGCUCAGUAAUGACCAAUCAUGGCUCACCUGUUUUCUGAAGCUGAGCCAUGAGCAACUGAGAUACCAUUUUCAGUCGACAGCAAAGUGCCCCGCCCCCGCCCCCACCCUCCACCCGUGAGAUCGAUAAAAACUGGUGGGCUUUACUGCUGAGUUCAUAUUCCAGUAAGC
This is a messenger RNA of Hippocampus zosterae (dwarf seahorse), 3970 nucleotides long. It is a transcript of the gene adgrg4a, whose product is annotated as adhesion G protein-coupled receptor G4a. NCBI's taxonomy places the organism in Eukaryota, Metazoa, Chordata, Actinopteri, Syngnathiformes, Syngnathidae. Gene Ontology annotation, biological process: cell surface receptor signaling pathway; adenylate cyclase-activating G protein-coupled receptor signaling pathway. Bases 149 to 3361 code for a protein of 1070 amino acids. The transcript has 28 exons. The record is from RefSeq and is a predicted model, not a curated record. Gene Ontology annotation, cellular component: membrane. Gene Ontology annotation, molecular function: G protein-coupled receptor activity.